Messenger RNA from Osmia lignaria (orchard mason bee), 3700 nucleotides. RefSeq lists its product as uncharacterized. NCBI's taxonomy places the organism in Eukaryota, Metazoa, Arthropoda, Insecta, Hymenoptera, Megachilidae. Gene Ontology annotation, biological process: sensory perception of taste; chemosensory behavior; male courtship behavior. The record is from RefSeq and is a predicted model, not a curated record. Gene Ontology annotation, cellular component: neuronal cell body; membrane; axon.
CGUUCCAAGUUGCGAAAGAACGAUGUCUGAAGCUUGGAAGACAACAGAAUUAAAGGAGAACAAAACAUGGAAACUAUUUCACGCCACGGAUUUCGUUUCGCUGAUGUACCCUUGUUAUUUCAUCGCAAAUAUAUUUGGAAUUUUUCCUUUCAAAUGUGUAUCUUCAGGAUAUACCUCUUCAAGAAUUCGUGUCAUUUAUUCAAUGAUCAUUUUGGCCACGUUCCUGAUCCUGGUAUUCUAUGUAGUAUAUGAUAUUAAUUGCGGCUCAUCGUUAAUCAAUACUGUGCCAAAACAACUGAAUCGCAAUUUGUAUGUUAUCAUGGCUGCAAGCGCUGUCUUGUUAACGUACGGUCAAUAUAAAGCGAUACUGCGCUUUCUUCAGGAGCUCACGGAGGCGUCCACCAUGGUGGCACCAAAGGACUUCAACGACAUGGCGAAAUUCGUUCAUUCAAAGGAUAUUUUUGUAUUUUUAUUUCUUUCAAGUCACGCUUUCAAUUGCGUUAAAAGUGGAUACACGACUGUAACAGUGCUAAAUUUUACCGCUCUAUUCAUGAUGUUGGUGAACUUCAUCAUGGACAUGUUCUACAUUAACUCGGCGUGCGUUUUAAGAGCAUGUUUCAUGAAAAUCAACGAAGAUCUCGAUAAAUUUCGAAAACCCGUCACCAAGACAUUUUUGCGCCACAAACAGAGGACUGCCUCGUUGCUGAUGAAAUUGAAGAAUUUAGAGGGGAAACAGCUGCAGGUCACCGAUAUUCUACAAUUACUGAACAAAAUAUUUAUUACGCAACUCGUAGUAACAACUCUCAAGACUUUUACUAUUGUUACUUUUGAUUUGUACUUUUGUUUAGUACGAGUUAACGGUGGGGAACCAGGUCAGACAAAUCUAAUCUUUUGGUACUGGCCCUAUAUUCCUCCUAUCGUAUAUAAUUUUCUUAAAUUUGUUACGAUGAUUUGGGCGUGUGAAACGGCGACUAAUAAAGCUGGACAAAUCCGCACUACUCUUCACGAUGCCCUUAGCGAGGCGACCGAUUUGUCCGUGAAACGAGAGCUGGAGCUUUUCUCGCUGCAAUUACUACACUGUGACACUACGUUUUCUGCGAAAAUGUUCGAUAUCAACGCGCCUCUUCUUGCAGAGAUCGUGGGUGGCAUCACUGUGUAUCUUUUGAUACUGCUCCAGUUCUUAUUGAACUCGAUAGUAUGUGAAACCAAGCAAGAGUGAACGAAGAAAUAGUUUCGUGAUUCGGCAGUCUUGCGAAAAGCACCGUUUGAUGUGUCCAUGUGCACACACCUGUAACACUUCUCGUCCACUUUUUCCUUCGCUUAUAUAUAAAUCUGUACAACUGCGAUGCAAAGGAAUCUAGCAGUUACUUUCAACGUUACUAUGAAAUCAGGUGCGAGAUUACGGGAUACCAGUUUAUGGGAUGAUCUAAUACACUGAACGGGACCGAAGAAAUCGUCAUGCAUAAUCACCGUGCAGGUAAAAACAUUUUGGUCACACUAAAGCCUCAAAGUGAUAGCCGGCUAAGCGAUAAUCGCGUUCUUCAUCUAAAUGUUCUAAAUUUAUCAGAGUCGCUGAGCUAACGACAGUGGUCCAUUUUCAACAGCCGAUUAUCGCUGUUGCUUUCUGGAAGAACGGGAUAAUUGCGUGUGCUGUAGACUGUCAUUUGAAAUUGCGACGUAAUUUUUCGUGGAAUCGUUUGUUAUCGAUGUACCAACAUUAUCGAUAACGUAGAAAAUCUACGUAAAACUCUAAAUUGACAAUUAUCAUAUUUAACCCUUUCGGUACGGAAGAGCUGGCCGCGGAUAUACAUUCACUGGACGAGAAAGUUUUCCGCGAGAGUGAUUACACUGUACGGCAGUGUAAGCCGCAAAAGGUGAUCUGAACCAACUUUUAAGUAAAAUAUUUGAAACAUUUACGAUAUAAGCAAACAUACCAAUUGCUUUUCCGUAGCUUGUUUCGUGGAUACCGACUAUAAGCGGCGAUAGUACCGAAAGGGUUAAAAGUGUAGCGUCAUUAGCAAGACAUAGAAGCAGCAUUAUUCACUAUUUCAUUUGUCUGAAGUUGAAGUUAUUACUUUCUUAUCUAUGGUAGAUCUUGGAACGCAGAACCGCGGAUACAGGGAUCGACUUUCUUAUCUUAUAAUUGUAACAGUUAAUCCCUAGAGGGUGGUUAUUCCAUGGUCACUUUGGUCCCAGGCAAUGUCAUUAUAAAUGACACUGAAAUGUUCGAUAUACGCAUGGUCGUCUGUGAUGAUUAGUACAGUGAACUCGUUGUUUUUCAUCGUAAUGAAAUAUGUAGAUCGUAAAAUAUCUUGUUUUCGUGGCCGGAGUUCAAGCAGUUGAACAGAUUGAAUUUGAAUCAGGAAUCUCGUUUAUUAGAGUAGGCAAAGGUGAUCUCUUCAAGGAGAAAUGUCGUUUACGUUCGGAUGAACAGGUUGGAAUCGAGUCAAUUUAUUGUCUUCAAGGAUAAUGUCGUGGUCGUCAAUAAUGCGCGGAGGUGGCGAUUACUUUCAACUAAAUACUAUCACGUAUAGAUACCAUUAAUUCUACAUUGUUAUUGUAGGUGUUCGCUUAACAGGGCUGUUUGUUACAAACAUGAAUCACUUCGGGUGAACGAUUGUUUAGAAUAAUUGAGCUUAUCGAAUGAAAUAUGAUAUAUUGUAACUGCUAGAUAAAACUGGUUAAUCCAUGGUUUUAUAUUGCAAUUUCAUUUUCUUCUUGAGUUCCAUGAUCGUUAUAUGUGGUGUUGGAUAUCGUCAUAGACUGAGCAAAUAAUUUUAUUCUUCGCAUUUCGGUUUAGAUAAGUAAAUCCUAAAUUCUCUCUCUAGCCCCACUAUCUUCUAUGUACAAUUACGCAUACGACCCUUGAAUUCCUUACUCACCAUCCCUGAAUUAUACACUUCACCCUUUGAACCUCAGUAAUAUCCAAGAACUCCUAUUGGUCCUAAUCUUCAUUCCCACCACUUUCAAAAUCAGACUCCAGACCUUUUAAAAACAGUACCAGACCACUUUUUCUUCAGCAUCAGAAUAAAAAUCAGAGGUAGAAGUACAGUUGUAUAGCCACGUAAAAAUUCGUUAGCAGUAGGAAAUUACUUUAGGUGCCUAAUGUAAGAAUUCCGUGUAUUAAGUUUAAUAAAAUAUUUAUUAAACACCGGGAUCUAACAGUGGUUACAUUUCAAAUUAUUCUACCGUACGAAUGAUUGAGAAAAUGGAAAAUGUGGCUAUUCUGUUGCUACCAAAAACCAUUCGCAAAAUAGCCAAACUUGUGUACAUAAAGGACGUGUUGCAUUUGAAAGCUGGUUUUGAAAAAAUAAAUGAUUCCCUGUUGAAACUGAACUAGACGGUGAUCAACGAAGAGCCGCAUCUUUUCAGUAGAGUAUAUCAACCAAAGCAAAAUUCUCAGGUGCUUACAGAACUGAGAAAUCUUAGAAAUCAAUAUUUAAAAAUCACUGCUGCUGUCCGGCUGAUUAACGAAACAUAUAAUAUGCAAAAUAUCGGAGCGCAGUGCGACAGCAUCUUCGCGGCGAUGUGGCUCCUGAUAAACGCAACCAUUUUGACAAAGAUAGUGUGCUCUAUUAAUAGUUAUGUAUUACUUACAAUUUCUGCUUGUAAUACCUCGUUGACCAGAAGCCUCAAUGUAAUAACUUUUAAUUGGAUGUUGAAGGAACAGUUAAGUAUGGUCGAAUGACGAAGAUCCUGG